Messenger RNA from Aureobasidium vineae, 600 nucleotides. The record is from the annotation of a GenBank genome assembly. Lineage: Eukaryota; Fungi; Ascomycota; Dothideomycetes; Dothideales; Saccotheciaceae.
AUGUCGUCCUCUUCAGUCCCAACAGGACUUGUCAUCGAUCAGACGACCAUACUAUCGCUGCUGUCAACAUUAGCCAUUUUGGCCGCAGCCUACAUAACAUCUGUUUACACCCUCCCCAGCACCGCGAGCUCCAAAACCCGCUUCCUCUUCAUCUGGCACGCCUUUGACGCGCUGAUCCACUUCAUCCUCGAAGGCAGCUUUCUCUACAACUGCUUCUUCUCCUUUGGGCCCACUCUACUCACCGAACCUCUGCUGCCGGCCAACGUACACUUUUUGGGUCGCGUGGGCAGAAACUAUGGCGCUGCGUAUGGAGAGCAGUGGCAUAGUGCGCUUUGGCGCGAGUAUGCGAAGGCGGAUAGGAGAUGGGCGGGCACUGAUCUCACGGUUGUGAGUUUGGAGGUGUUGACGGUGUUUGUGGGUGGGCCAUUGGCUUGUUGGGUUUGUUUGCAGUUGGUUAGGGAGAGGUGGGGCAGUGCGUGGUUUUGGNNAUGUGUGUGCUUGCUACUGGGGAGCUGUAUGGUGGUGAGGUUCAUGACUUUUGUACCUGAGUGGCUCAGCGGCUCGCCAAAUCUGGUCACUUCGAACUGGAUGUACAAGUAA